Molecule: messenger RNA, 711 nt
Organism: Anopheles darlingi
Lineage: Eukaryota; Metazoa; Arthropoda; Insecta; Diptera; Culicidae
Exons: 2
Coding region: 90-539 (149 amino acids)
Cellular component (GO): nucleus
Molecular function (GO): protein serine/threonine phosphatase inhibitor activity; protein phosphatase 1 binding
Source: RefSeq, a predicted model, not a curated record
CCAACAACAAGGCGCGAGCACCGAGAAUUUUUGGGCUUGGUGCUUGGAAAUUUUGUGCUAAAAAAGGAUCCCGAUCGAUAAAGCGAAACAUGAUGAACGCCGAAACACCCACCGGAAGUCGCAGCAUCACGGAGACCAUCACUCCAACCGAGCCGAUUGCCGGAACCAGCGUCAACGCCGCCGAGAACCCACCGGUCCUUCACCUGCGGCUGCAAAAACCGCGCAGCGAACGGAAGGUGCAGUGGACAAACGGUACGGUUGAUAACGAGCACAUGAACAAGAAGAAAUCCAAAUGUUGCUGUAUUUACGAGAAGCCGCGCGCAUUCGGGGAAAGCUCGUCGGAGAGUGAGGACGAGUGCGAGCACUGUUUUGGGCAUGUUGAGCUGAAAAAGAAGAACCGCAAUCCUCGGUCCACUCCUGUUCCACCGGUUCCCGCUAAGCCGGACGAUCACGAUGAUGACGGUACUGGGGGCGACUCCGAUGCGGUUGAUGGUGUUCCAAAGGAUGGCCAUGCCGGCUGCGGAACGCCACAAGCUUGAGAGACACCAAAGCAAAGCAAGAUUCCAACCCCGAUGCUCAACGGAAACGCAACGGUACGCUGAGAAUGAGAACCAGUUUCGCCAUCUUAUUGGUCGUAUUUUGUUUUAGAUUGUACAUAGAGGAUUAGUGCAAAUUACUGGCAAGUUAUCUAUUAAACUAACUAUAUUUAUU